Molecule: messenger RNA, 2408 nt
Organism: Cylicocyclus nassatus
Lineage: Eukaryota; Metazoa; Nematoda; Chromadorea; Rhabditida; Strongylidae
Source: the annotation of a GenBank genome assembly
AUGCGCUUUCUGCUCGUGUCCUCGAUUAUAUGGGUAACGAGCCAAGCAGCGAUGAAGACAGACUUGUACGUCUGGCUCGAGCAGAAUAGCUAUAUCUGUGAUCUUUCUAUGAUGGGUGGUCCGCAUUUUCUCUCCCCAGAGGAAUCGAAGCAGUUUGCCUGCGAUUGCGGUGAUCCACUGAUAAGCAAAUCAGCUUGUUCUCGAAGUGCCAAAGAGAUCCCAGUGUGUCGUGAAAUACCCGAUUUAUGUAUGAAAGAGUACAUUAUUAUUUUCACUGAAGUUGGGGAUAGACUUGCGGAGCCAUUGACUACCCGAGCAUCAACCACUACGACUGAAGCACCCUCAACCACCACAGUGGUAGCAACUACUAUCAGAGGAUUGUCAACGCAGAAUCGACAACCUACUUUCCGUCAACUGACGAGAGUCCCAGAGAGAAGAUCCUCAAGAAGGGAGUUCCUGUUCAGAAAGAGGAUUCCCACUACAACAUUUUCGCCGACUAGGAGAAAAAUGUUCACACUACCGAAUCGUUUCCUCACUCGGCGACCGCCGCGACCGGGUCAACGACCACAGCCUCGAAUCCUGCUAUCAUCUCGCGCUCGUCCCUCGUCCAGAAUUCGUAAACCGCAGCAACGGCAGCCUACCUUGAGUACAAGGAGUCACAGAACAGUUGUCACAAGAAGACCAACUACAACAUCCAGCACUACCACGACAACUACGACCACUACCACACCUACGACUACUACUACACCGACCACUACUACUACUACUACUACUACUACACCUACAACUACCACUACUACACCUAUAACUACCACGACUACACCUAUAACUACCACUACUACACUUGCAACUACCACUACUACGCCGACCACCACCACUACUACUCCUACUACUACGACUACUACGACAACACCCAAACCGACAACUACCACUUCUACCACGACAACCACCACUACCACUACGACACCCACGACCACCACCACUCCCAAACCAACGACUGCUGCACCUACCACAACAACUACCACUGCAGCACCCAGUACCACGACGACGACACCCAAAACGACUACGGAGAAAACCACUACAACGAGCACUACGAGCACUACAACAACCACUACUCCGAAGCCGACCACUACCACUGCUACGACCACUACAUUGAAAACGACGACAAACGUGAUGGAAGUGAUCAAAAUGAGCAAGACGGAGCUACUGCUUGCCGAAUUGAAAAGUAGACUGCGUAAUUUAGGGCACGACGAGCCUGAGCAUCCUCUGAAAGGUUUGGAGGAGUUGUUUAUGGGGAGAAAGCCUAUGACAACCACCACGACUACCACCACUACUACUCCCACUACUACCACUACUACUACUACUACACCAAAGCCUACGACUACCACAAUGACCACAACAACAACUAAAUCGCCCGAUUUGAUAGAGGUAGAUAGAGAAGCUAAGAAGCCUAGUGAUAUGAUGACAUCGGGAGAGAUUAGUGCAAGAAAAUCGAAGAAAACACAAAAGGAAACAACUACAAAGGAGAGUGCCAAAGUGACAACGCUUGACUCAAAACCAAAAGCUGCGGAUUUGGAAGUUAAACCCUUGAAAUCAAACAAAGAAGUUGAUGGAAAUGUAAUUGAAGCUUUCCCACCUGAGGAGGAGAAGAGACAGCCGCUGACACAAGAUGAGCCAGCUCAAAGGAAUCUAGAGCUAAACAAAGCCAAUGAUGAUGAAAUAUUCGCUGAAAAAAACCCCAAUGGCAAAAAAUUGGGAUUGUCAUGGUCGAGCGAAAAGGAGACGAUUGAGAUCUUGAAACGAAAACUCGAACAGUUAGAAAAGCGACUCACUCAGAAAUUCGAAGGAACAGGAGCAGUUGCCAAAAAAUCCGAGAAGAAUGACGACUUGGUGGCCAGUGACGACGAUGUAGCUCAUAUACGUAGUCAAUCACGACUGGAUUCUCGACGUCGCAGCUCAAACCUUGAUUUGGGAGAAGAUGCUAUACUGAGAAGUAUUGAUGAUAUAGAGAAGGUACUGGAUGUAGUAUCUGUGCCUUCGAAGGAAGCACUAUCCAAGCUGAAAACACAUAAAAAGAAAGGUGACGAUGUGGAAGGUUCUGGAGAUGGAACAGCUGAAGAAGAGCCUGUCAUAAUACCUUCUACGACUUCCUCAUAUACGUCAGCAGAGCUGCUUACUUCUGAGGCGGAAUCUACGACACCUAGUACCAGCUGGUGUAGAGAUAAACACAAACUAUGCCCUAUAUGGAAAACGGGACAUCUCUGCCAAAGCAGCCCAAUGUUUAUGUACAGAUUUUGUAGGCAAUCAUGUGGAUUGUGUGUUGAACGAGUGUAGACUAUAGUCAGUAGUUUGCUUUAUUUGUUAUUUGCCAAUAUUAUGUGCUCAUAUUGUUAUUUAAUAAACUUGUA